AUGGGAGGAGCAAUCUUGCAUAGCGUUCGCGUAAAGUGCGGGCAGGUGGUGAGCCUGCCAGAUCUGACCAGUCCCCUCGUUGGGGGCAUGCAGACCUCGGAGAACCCAAACAUCCGAUCCACAUGUCUCGAACAGCAUGGCGUCAGUCUCGAGCUCCAGUUUGAAAAUCAACUUUGCUUCUCCUCCUCCGUCACGAUUUCAUGCGCAGCUGCGUCGCUCGUCGGAUCAUGCGAUCGAGCCCGAGUGCUGCAAACAUCGCCUCGAAUCUUAGCUGCUGAUGACUGCCGUGCCCCUGGUGGUCUAGCCGAUCCGGGGCCGUGCUGGAUUGGCUCGUAUCCGAUGUCUCAGAUCGAUUCGGCCAGGCUCCCGAAUCACUUGUCUGCCUUUGCCGGUGCGCUUGCCCUUCCAUGGCUCUUUCCCUCCCAUCCAUCCGCGUUGACGCUCGAGGCCGCUGGUUCCUGCCGUCGUUGCUUUCGCCAACAGUGCCUUGCACUGUCUCAGAUCCAACCUGCAUCUGCUGAAGCCGACGAGAUUGUACUGACGCCGGCGAAAGCGUUCGGGCUUGGCAGCGCGCAUUUGCAGCAGCAACGACCGAGGGCCAGUCGCCAAAACUUGCCUUGGCCACCGUCGCUACCAUUCUGCUUCGGCUCCAGCCGAGCAUCGCGGCUUGUGUCUCGCACUUCCGAGCGAGCUCAGCAGGAUCGCUUCAAGGAUCUGUACUCGCCCCUUUAA
Moesziomyces antarcticus is the source of this 732-nucleotide messenger RNA. RefSeq lists its product as uncharacterized. Bases 1 to 732 code for a protein of 243 amino acids. The transcript has a single exon. NCBI's taxonomy places the organism in Eukaryota, Fungi, Basidiomycota, Ustilaginomycetes, Ustilaginales, Ustilaginaceae. The record is from RefSeq and is a predicted model, not a curated record.